Lasiodiplodia theobromae is the source of this 630-nucleotide messenger RNA. RefSeq names its product 2 -cyclic-nucleotide 3 -phosphodiesterase protein. The transcript has 3 exons. Lineage: Eukaryota; Fungi; Ascomycota; Dothideomycetes; Botryosphaeriales; Botryosphaeriaceae. Gene Ontology annotation, molecular function: 2',3'-cyclic-nucleotide 3'-phosphodiesterase activity. Gene Ontology annotation, biological process: cyclic nucleotide metabolic process. Bases 1 to 630 code for a protein of 209 amino acids. The record is from RefSeq and is a predicted model, not a curated record.
AUGCCAGGCUUCUCCCUCUGGCUGGUGCCCCCUGCCGCUUCUCCAGCCCGCGCCGCUCUCUCCACGCUGAUCGCCGAAUCCCUCCCCGCCCAAUUCCCAACCGAACAGCCUCCCCCGCCAAGAUUCGUCCCCCACGUGACUCUCACGAGUGACGUCCAACUCGAGUCCUUUUCGACCCCGUCAGCCGACGAGGAGCAGCAAAAGCGCGACGCCCGUGCCUGGCUGGAUGCGCUGACCGCUCUCCCCGCCGGUCGCGACGUCCGCGUGCGCUUCGAGGCCCUGGACGUCGGCGAGAAGUUCGUGCAGAAGCUGACCCUGCGCGUGUCCAACGAAGGCGGCUUGCGUGAGCUCGCUCGCCUCUCGCGCCUGCAUGGUGUCGAGGGAGGGGCCAAUGCGGACUCUGUCGACGCCUGGCUGGAGGGCGCUUACCGGCCCCACUGCAGCUUGGUGUACGGCAACAUGCCCAUCUCGGACCAGAAGAAAGCCGAACUCCAGAGCAUAGUGGAACAAGCUGGCGUCAGUGUCACCGGCUCUGGUGAGUUGGGUGGCUGGGAAGGCGGCCUCGUGUGGCUAGUGCCAACCUUCAAGAAAAUCCCCGAAUGGGAACCGUGGGUGGAGAGAACCCUUUGA